UUAACGAUUUGCUUUGAUCUAACUAUGUUUCUUUGUUUCUAGCACUGUAUUAUGAUGGAUUUGUGAAGAAUUUAUCAUUUUCAAACAUGGAAAUGUCAUAACAUGAUGUGUGUUUUUUGAAGCCGAGUUUUUGGCCGAACGGAGCCAAAUCGCGGCGGAGCUACGACGCCGAACGUUGCACCGGCGAGUAAUCGGCCACUACGGCCGCGUUUUAGAACCCUGCGCCGCAACUCCGCCGCUCUCUCUCACAGCAACUCAGUCAUCAUUAGUCGUCACCAAAUUCGCGACGGCAUCAUCUCUGGCACCGUCGGAACCCCAUAUUAUCUGGAGUUCCAUGAUCUAGAUUCUCCAGAAACUGAAAGUCCUCUUCAGCUCUAGCUUAUUGAGAAUGGCAUUAGUUGGGGUGAUGAAGAGGGCUAGUAGAAACAAUUGGAGGGCGAGAUAUUUGGGAAGCAGGAGGCAGCUUUCAAUCACAAAUACCUUUCAAGUGGAAGAAGAUGCUAAGCUUCCUGUUCUGAUUGUCGGUGCUGGACCUGUGGGUCUCGUUUUAUCCAUCCUUCUCACCAAACUAGGUGUGAAAUGUGCUCUUGUUGACAAAGCCACUCGCUUUUCUAAACAUCCACAAGCUCAUUUUAUCAACAACCGCUCUAUGGAGAUCUUUCGUAAACUUGAUGGAUUAGCUGGGGAGAUUGAACGAUCACAGCCUCCUGUAGAUUUGUGGAGAAAAUUUAUAUACUGUACGUCUCUCUCCGGUUCAACUCUAGGCACUGUGGACCACAUGCAGCCUCAAGAUUUUGACAAGCUUCUCAGCCCCGCUUCCGUUGCUCACUUCUCCCAGUACAAAUUGACAAGUUUAAUGCUUAAGCGGUUAGAAAACCUCGGCUUUAAUGUUCAAAAAGACUCGGAUGGUCUUGACCUUACUACGGGGAAAAUCCUCAUGGGUCAUGAGUGUGUGGCGAUUGAUGCUAACAAUAAGGAAAGUGUUACUGCAACUCUUUCUUUUCUCAAAGAAGGCAAGCAUAUGAAGAGGAACAUCCAAUGUAGUCUACUGGUUGGUGCUGAUGGUGCUGGGAGUGCUGUGAGAAGGCUCGCAAAAGUAGAAAUGGGUGGGGAGAGAGAUCUACAGAAGCUUAUUAGUGUCCAUUUCAUCAGCAAGGAGCUCGGUGAGUACUUGAUCAAUAACAGACCUGGCAUGUUGUUUUUCAUUUUCAACACCGGUUGUAUAGGAGUUCUCGUUGCCCACGAUCUUCUACAAGGAGAAUUUGUUUUGCAGAUUCCAUUCUAUCCUCCUCAGCAGAGUCUAUCUGAUUUCAGUCCCGAGAUGUGCAAGAUGCUGAUAUUUAAUUUGGUGGGACAUGAGCUCACAGACUUGAAUGUAGCUGAUAUUAAGCCAUGGGUUAUGCAUGCUGAAGUCGCCGAGAAAUUCAUGUGCUGUGAGAACAGGGUUAUACUUGCUGGUGAUGCUGCUCACCGCUUCCCACCUGCUGGAGGUUUUGGAAUGAACACUGGAAUUCAAGAUGCUCAUAAUCUUGCAUGGAAAAUAGCAGCUCUAGUUCAGGGUUCUGCAAAAUCUUCAAUUCUUAAUACUUAUGAAACAGAGCGUAGACCGAUUGCCCUUUUCAAUACUUCACUCAGCAUUCAGAACUUCAGAGCAGCUAUGUCGGUUCCUUCAGCGCUAGGUCUUGACCCAACAGUUGCAAACUCAGUUCAUAGGUUUAUAAACAAAACAAUCGGUUCCAUCCUUCCAACUGGGAUGCAAAAGGCGAUCUUGGAUAAUGUCUUUGCACUAGGUCGUGCACAGCUUUCGGAAUCCCUGUUGAAUGAGAGCAAUCCCCUGGGACAUCAGAGACUUAGCAGACUAAAAAGUAUAUUCGAAGGAGGAAAAAGCCUGCAGCUACAGUUUCCUGCAGAAGAUCUUGGUUUCAGGUAUCUAGAGGGAGCCAUUGUUCCUGAUAAAGAGUCUGAAGCUGGUGAUCCUGAAGCACCGAGUGGUCGUAGAAGAGACUAUGUUCCUUGUGCUGAACCAGGUUCAAGACUGCCUCAUAUGUAUGUGAAAGUCCUGUCAGAUUCCACAAGAGAAGUUAUUGUUUCUACACUGGAUCUUGUUUCGAUCGACAGGGUGGAGUUUCUACUUAUAAUAUCGCCCUUACAAGAGUCCUAUGAGCUAGCUCGCGCUACAAUCGAAGUCGCAAAAGAGUUCAAGGCUGAUGUAAAGGUAUGUGUGGUCUGGCCUAGUAGUAGUAGCAAUGAUGGUGUUGUAAGGGAUAGCAAAUCAGCGCUAGUUCCAUGUGAAAAUGUUGUUGACGUUAUGGAAGUUGGUGAAGAAGCUUCUUGGUGGAGUAUUUGUAAGAUGUCAGAGAGAGGUUCUAUUUUAGUUCGUCCGGAUGAACACAUUGCUUGGCGUAUGAAGUCUAGUGUUCCUUUGGAACCUACUCUGCACAUGAGAGAUGUCUUCACCAUCAUACUUGGUAAACAAUGAACAAUGAUGCCAAAUUACUCCACAAAUUCUUCUUUGUAUUCUAUUUAUUUCCAAAUAAAACCACGUCUGUUUUUUUUUUU
Raphanus sativus (radish) is the source of this 2559-nucleotide messenger RNA. RefSeq lists its product as uncharacterized. Gene Ontology annotation, molecular function: FAD binding. Bases 389 to 2479 code for a protein of 696 amino acids. The transcript has 10 exons. NCBI's taxonomy places the organism in Eukaryota, Viridiplantae, Streptophyta, Magnoliopsida, Brassicales, Brassicaceae. The record is from RefSeq and is a predicted model, not a curated record.